AAAAGCCUAAAUACAUAACACAUACGACAUUCUUGGCUUUCCAAAACAAUACAAUUUUUCCUUUCACAUUCUCUCCACUUAAGAAAAAAUAUUAUGAUUUUAAAAAAAAUCGCCGCUGUCGAGGAGGCGGCUCCGGUGGCGGUGAUAGUUCGAGAGUAUUGCGAGACGAGAGACAAAGCCGCCGUCGUCGAGCUUGAGCGGCGGUGCGAAAUCGGGCAACCGGGAAAGCCCUCGCUCGUUACCGAUCUUAAGGGCGACCCUAUCGCUCGAGUCCGGAAUUUCGUGUCGCAUACGAUGCUGGUAGCAGAGUACGGACAAGGAAGAGAAAUAGUGGGAGUAAUAAGGGGGUGUAUAAAGACAGUAACAAAUGGGAAAUUAAUUAGCAGCACUCAAUUGCCUGUGCAUGUCAACUUGGCUUAUAUUCUUGGCCUUAGGGUUUCAUCCACACACAGGAGGCUCGGAAUAGCUACAAAACUCGUCGAAGAGUUGGAAAAUUGGUGCAAAAAAAAUGGCGCCGAAUAUGCAUAUAUGGCAACGGAAUGUAGCAACCAUCCGUCGCUAAAUUUGUUCACAAAAAAAUGCAACUAUGUCAAGUUUCGAAAUCCGAUGGUCCUCGUUCAACCUGUACAUCGCCACGCGAAGCCUCUACCAUCGGAUAUAGCCAUAGUUCGCGUGCCCACAUCACAAGCCGAGCAUCUCUACCGUCGCGCAUUCUCCUUCUCGGAAUUUUUCCCUAAAGACAUAAAUCAAUUAUUAACCAAUAAGCUCAACUUAGGCACCUUCAUGGCUUUACCAAAAAAAUUUCUCUCUGAAUGGAACCCUAAUUCUGAAAACUUCGAUUUUCCACAUUCCUUCGCAAUUUUAAGCGUUUGGAACGCGAAAGAAGUUUAUAGACUACGCGUAAAGGGCGUGUCGAGGCUAACACACGCUGUGUGUUUUGGGACGAGGGUCGUUGAUGCGAUGAUCCCGUGGCUCAAGAUCCCUUCGGUCCCGAAUGUUUUUAGGGAUUUCGGGUUUCAUUUUAUGCACGGGCUACAUAUGGAGGGCGAUGACGGGCCUCGGAUGAUGACGACGUUGUGUAAAUUUGUGUACAAUAUGGCUAGGAAGGACGGUGAUUCGAGGGUUGUGGUGGCCGAAGUAGGACAAGCGGAUCCGGUGAGAAGAUCGAUCCCACAUUGGAAGAAGUUCUCGUGGGACGAAGACGUUUGGUGUAUAAAAAAGCUCGGCGACGAGGGCAAUGCCGCGAGUCGGGAGGAUUGGUGCAAGUCGACGACCGCGUCGCCCUCGUCGGUGAUAUUUGUCGACCCUCGCGACCUAUGAUCCAGCCCGAACCUCGACGUCGGUUUUCGAUAUAUUUUUUUUUUCUUGAGUUUUUGGUAUGUAUAUUUGGAAUGUGUAGGUUAAAUGUUAAAGUUGUUAUCUAAUUUCAAAUCUUGGUAGAUAUAUGUUGGUUUAGCCUAUGUUGCUGUCUUUACUCUCUUUAUUCUAAUUUAAAAUUAUUCUCC
This is a messenger RNA of Andrographis paniculata, 1505 nucleotides long. Its product is annotated as probable N-acetyltransferase HLS1-like. NCBI's taxonomy places the organism in Eukaryota, Viridiplantae, Streptophyta, Magnoliopsida, Lamiales, Acanthaceae. Bases 94 to 1320 code for a protein of 408 amino acids. The record is from RefSeq and is a predicted model, not a curated record. The transcript has 3 exons. Gene Ontology annotation, molecular function: acyltransferase activity, transferring groups other than amino-acyl groups.